GGCUGAACCUGGACCUGGGCCAGACCGAUGCAACCAGGGUGUAGCCCUCCCAGUUCAGCUUGAAGAGGCGCGGUAGAGAGACGGAGCUCACAUCCUCCUGCUCUCAGGAGACGCAGCCGGGACAGCCAAGGUCUAACCGGAGCUGGUCUUAUCUCUGCGUUGAAGCCUGAACCUGGACCUGGGCCAGACCGAUACAACCAGGGUGUAGCCCUCCCAGUUCAGCUUGAAGAGGCGCGGUAGAGAGACGGAGCUCAUAUCCUCCUGCUCUCAGGAGACGCAGCCGGGACAGCCAAGGUGUAACCGGAGCUGGUCUUAUCUCUGCGUUGAAGGCUGAACCUGGACCUGGGCCAGACCGAUACAACCAGGGUGUAGCCCUCCCAGUUCAGCUUGAAGAGGCGCGGUAGAGAGAGGGAGCUCACAUCCUCCUGCUCUCAGGAGACGCAGCCGGGACAGCCAAGGUCUAACCGGAGCUGGUCUUAUCUCUGCGUUGAAGCCUGAACCUGGACCUGGGCCAGACCGAUACAACCAGGUCUAUCCGGAUCUGGUCUUAUCUCGGUGUUGAUGGCUGAACCUGGACCUGGGCCAGACCGAGGCAACCAGCCAUCUCGGUUGGCAUCCAUGACCAACUGGGUAAGGAGUUGGACAACUAACUGGUGGGUGGUCGGUUCAAAUCCCGACUCGAAUCCCGACCGGGACACAGAAAAUGUGAAUAGGAUGGCCGUGGACAGUGGUAAGACUGUAGUGCUGGCAGCACUGGGCCGGCCCUUCAGUCUGGGGAUGCUCUACGACUGUCGCAACGACUCACUGAUCCCCGCUCUGAAACUUUGGGACCGGGAAGCCUUAGAGAAAGAAGCAGAUGAAAGACCCCAACCCAACAGUGAAUUUGACAUACUUGCAUCCGACUUUUUCGAAGACAAAUCUUCUGCAUUGAAUGUUGAUGCUUCACUGCAAGCCAGUUUUCUGUGUGGACUGGUUGAUUUAGAAGGCUCUGCUAAAUUUCUCUCCGAUUCUAAACGUUCCAUAAAUCAGGCUAGAGUGGUACUAAAUUACAAAACCACCACCAAAUUAAAAGAGCUGGCAAUGAAUCACAUUGGCAGAGGUAAUGUGAAACAUCCAUAUGUGUUUGAGUCGGGACAAGCAACACACGUAGUGACAGGAAUCCUUUAUGGGGCACAAGCCUUCUUUGUGUUUGACCGUGAGGUGUCACAAAAGGAAAAUCGGCAAGACAUCGAGGGCAAUCUAAAGGUGCUGAUCAAGAAGAUACCCACCUUGAAGAUAGAAGGUCAAGGUUCUCUGAACAUGUCAGACAAGGACAUUGAAAAUGUUGACAAGUUCUACUGCAAGUUCCAUGGGGACUUUAACCUUGAGAAAUCCCCUGUGUCAUUUCAGGAGGCAAUAGAAGUCUAUCAAAGCCUACCUAAGUGGUUGGGAACCAACGGAGAGAACGCAGUGCCUCAGAAGGUCUGGUUAUUGCCACUGAAGGAAUUAGAUUCUGCUGCUGCUCAACUGGUUCGACAGAUUAGUGAUGGUUUAAUCAGGGAAGCUCAGCAUAUCCUGGAGGACCUCAGCGAGCUGGAAAGGAGAUGCAACGAUGCAGAAAGAUGCAAGACAGCCCAGCAAUUCACACAAGUUAAGAAAAAGGUGAAAGCUUUCAAAGAACUGGUUUUGCAGCAUAAACUAAAUGUCCAGAAUAUUAUGGCAAGGAAUCUCCCAUUGAUCAGAGGAGGAGGAGAGGAGGAAGGUGUUCUUGCAGAGAUCCUGAAAAAAGUACAUUCUUCUCCUUUCCAAAGUGAUAAACUGAAUGAGUGGAUGGAUUGCAAAGGGACAGAAAUUAUAAUAAUCAGCUCUCUGAUUGACAAAAUUUCCAAAAUGGUGAUCGUCACAAGUCGCACAACUCUGCAACAGGAGAUCCACAGUGCAGAUAGCACACAUGCUGUGUGCUUUGUCUUUACCUCCCUGGAAGGCCCAGGGCCCUACGGUUGA
Molecule: messenger RNA, 1983 nt
Organism: Gadus morhua (Atlantic cod)
Lineage: Eukaryota; Metazoa; Chordata; Actinopteri; Gadiformes; Gadidae
Product: verrucotoxin subunit beta-like
Exons: 12
Coding region: 562-1983 (473 amino acids)
Source: RefSeq, a predicted model, not a curated record